UGCUCCGAGCCGCCCGCAGCCGCCGCCGGCGGGCCGCGCUCCAUGGCGACCCCCAGCCCCUGCAUCGUGAUUGGUGAUGAUGAGCAAGGCUACGACCUGGAUUUGUUCUGCAUACCUAAGCAUUAUGCAGAUGAUUUGGAAAAAGUCUAUAUUCCUCAUGGGCUCAUCAUGGACAGGACGGAGAGACUGGCACGAGAAAUUAUGAAGGGCAUGGGAGGACACCACAUUGUGGCACUCUGUGUACUGAAGGGUGGCUAUAAAUUUUUUGCUGAUUUAUUAGACUACAUCAAAGCCCUGAACAGAAACAGUGACAAAUCAAUCCCCAUGACUGUCGACUUCAUUAGGUUGAAGAGUUACUGCAAUGAUCAGUCAACUGGAGAUAUCAAAGUCAUUGGGGGAGAUGACCUCUCAACCUUGACCGGAAAGAAUGUUUUGAUUGUAGAAGAUAUAAUUGAUACCGGUAAAACAAUGAAAACGUUGCUGUCUCUACUUAAGCAGUACAAUCCAAAGAUGGUGAAAGUAGCCAGUUUUACAUUGGUUUUAUUUGACAGUUUGUUGGUAAAAAGAACUCCCCGAAGUGUUGGAUAUCGACCAGACUUUGUUGGAUUUGAAGUGCCAGACAAGUUUGUUGUGGGAUACGCCCUAGAUUACAAUGAAUACUUUAGAGAUUUGAACCAUAUCUGUGUGAUCAGCGAGACAGGGAAGCAGAAGUACAAAGCAUGAAAGCAGAGUUCAAGUGCUGUGACAACAGAGCUUUGAAAUGUUUUGUUUACUGAGUCCUAUCUUUCACAGGCUUCAGCUCUGGCACACCAGCUACACUUGUAGAAUGCCCCAACCCCAUUGCUAUAUGCUUACUAUAAUUUAUUGCAUGUACAAUAUAAGAGCUCGUCUUGUUCAUUUAUAUUUUAGAAAUGUAAACAACUAGUGCAGUUCUGCACUCCUUAUUUUGAUUUGCACUAUGACUCUACCGACUAUCGCUGCCCCUGGUUGGGUUGUGCUGUUUGUGAGCUCCAGAGUCUAACUCUUGCAGUGGUAAAUUGCUUAAACCUCAUCAACCCAGAACUGAAAUAGUUCAAGUACUGUAAAUGUAAAACAUUUUAUGAUAGGGAAGUCUAUUAGUAAUAUUUUUAAAAUCUGUAAUUUAAGUUUUAUAUUUUAAUGCACAGAUGUGAUUGUGAUUAAUGGAUAGUUGCACCUUUGGGUGUUAUAAAGCAUGAGGAACAGCCAGUUACAGUAUCUGUAAUCUCCAAGGAGCUCAUUCAAAUCUCCGGGAGUUGCCUUAUUGCUGUAAAGGAAGUCUGCGUGGAAAAAAUGUCUUUUUCCUUUUUUUCUUUUUUUUUAAAAAGAUGGAAUGACAAAACAGAAUGUUUAAAAUCUAGUUUUAGUUGAGUUGCCUAUUUCUGUUAGAUUUUUUUUCUUUAAAAAUAUCCAUCAGUCUGUGGAAUUGCCUUUUAAAUUUAAACAAUUUUAAUAUAUUUGUGGAAAAAAAAAGUAUUGUAAUGUUUACUUUACAAGAUCUACAAAGCAAAAUUCUUUAAAUAAAGGCUGUCUCUUUAAAAUAAGCCCCACACAUCUAUCCCACUCAUUCUGUAUAUUAAAGUGCUCUUGAAAUUUCCUUCUCAGUAAUAUUGCCCAUAAGUGUUUGUGACAGUGGAGGCAGACUCAACAUUUGUUACCUUUGUAGAGCUUCUGGUUAACAUAAUCCUGUCUAUGAUAGAGAUGAUAAAGUGCUGAGGGAAGAUAUUGAAA
Manacus vitellinus (golden-collared manakin) is the source of this 1749-nucleotide messenger RNA. It is a transcript of the gene HPRT1, whose product is annotated as hypoxanthine phosphoribosyltransferase 1. The record is from RefSeq and is a predicted model, not a curated record. Lineage: Eukaryota; Metazoa; Chordata; Aves; Passeriformes; Pipridae. Gene Ontology annotation, molecular function: hypoxanthine phosphoribosyltransferase activity; magnesium ion binding. Bases 43 to 723 code for a protein of 226 amino acids. The transcript is spliced from 9 exons. Gene Ontology annotation, biological process: purine ribonucleoside salvage; IMP salvage; guanine salvage.